GAUGCAAACAAACGGGUUAUCCUGGAAACACAUCCUGGUCAGUUGAACCACAACCUUGGAGGUGGAGAUCAUGUGAUCUAUAGGAAGCGCAGCUGUCUAAUUCUGCUCCAGCUCAUCUUCAGAAUCCGUUGACACCACAGAUCCGCCGUGGACAUUUCACAGCAAUGAUAUGGUGUGACGAACGGUGUCAGUAAGAAGAAAUAGACUCAUUUACUCUAUGUGGGAGCUUGUAUAGGACUGCAGAAGACACUUAGCGAGAGGAGCCUUCUAGGCUAAGUAAGCCUUCAGACAAUAUUACCGUCACAAUGUCUAAUAGCAGCCGAGUGAACAGCCCUACGGAGGAGACCUCUCUCACCCCGGACCAGUCUCCAGGCCCAGAUGCACCCCAGGAUGAGUAUACGAGGCUGGGAGAGAAGACGGGAACAACUUUCAUUCAAACCCUGAUCCACUUGCUGAAGGGCAACAUUGGCACAGGUCUGCUGGGACUUCCUCUGGCUGUGAAGAAUGCAGGGCUUGUGUUGGGACCUAUAAGCCUGUUCCUAAUGGGCGGCAUUGCAGUUCACUGUAUGGACAUACUGGUGAAAUGUUCUCAUUAUCUCAGUGACAGGAUGAGAAAGCCUUUCCUGGACUAUGGUAAUUGUAUGCAGUAUGGCUUGGAGGUGGGGCCAGUACCUUUGCUGCAGAGACAUGCAAUCUGGGGAAGGCGAGUGGUUAAUGCCUUUUUGAUGGUCACUCAGUUGGGCUUUUGCUGUGUGUAUUUUGUCUUUCUCUCUGACAAUAUCAAACAGGUCAUAGAAUCGGCAAAUGGAACGACCACUGACUGUCAUUUAAACCAGACGGUUAUAAUGACCAGCACCUUUGACUCCCGGCUCUACAUGCUGUGUUUUUUGCCGUUUAUUAUUCUGCUGGUGUUCAUCCGAAACCUCAAGUACCUGGCCCCUUUCUCGAUGCUUGCAAACCUUGCCAUGAUUAUCAGUCUGGGCAUGAUUUUUAACUACAUCGUAUGGAAUAUCCCAUUUCCUGUUGCAUUGCCGUAUUUGGGCGAAUUGAAGAACUACCCUCUCUUCUUUGGUACGGCCAUAUUUUCAUUUGAAGGCAUUGGAGUGGUGCUCCCUCUUGAAAAUCAGAUGAAGACGUCUCGAUCGUUCCACAAGGUUCUGUACUUGGGCAUGGCGAUUGUAACCUGCCUGUAUAUCAGCUUGGGAACCCUGGGAUACCUCUGCUUUGGAGACAGCAUCGGAGCGAGCAUCACGUUAAACCUGCCAAACUGCUGGCUGUAUCAGGCUGUAAAAAUCCUCUACUGCUUUGGGAUUUUCAUCACCUAUGCCCUGCAGUUCUACGUGCCUGCUGAAAUCUUGAUCCCACGAGUAGUUGCCCGGUUGGAGGAACGAUGGGCGUGGGCAGUUGACCUUGCCGUCCGUGCAGCGCUGGUCACCUUGACCUGUGUCAUAGCUAUCCUGGUUCCAGAGCUUGAUCUCGUCAUCUCUCUGGUGGGCUCUGUCAGCAGCAGUGCCCUGGCUCUCAUCUUCCCUCCCAUCCUGGAGAUCCUGACCUUCCACAGCGAGGGGCUGCCCUGGUGGGUCAUCUGCAAGAACUUCCUCAUCAGCGUCAUCGGCCUGGUGGGCUUCGUGGCCGGGACCUACGUCUCCAUCGAGCAAAUCGUCCUCAGGAAUUCUGCCAGAGGCGCGCUGAACGGAACUCUGUCCGGAGUGCACUAAUCCGGGCAGCGUCAGGUUUUAAAGCUCCCUCUGGAUUAGACCUGAUGGGUUCUAUCUCAAAGCGUCUCGCCCUCCACCUCUCAAAAAGGUUAUCGUUGUAGAUUUAAAAUGCCGUGUCAAGGAAAUAUCAUUCAUCUUCUUUUUUUUUUUUUUUUUUUUUAUGUUUUUUUUUAAGUUUUUUUUUUUUUUUUUUUUUUUUUUUUUUUUUUUUACUGACCUGAACGUUUUUAUUGAAAUGAUCUCCCUGUUUGAACUAAUCAUUGUCUUCAAAAAGUUUUGACUUGAAAGUGCAAUAUAAUAUUAAGUUCUUUUGAAAUAGUAACUUGUUGAGUUUUACUCUCACAAAGAAUCGAAUUGAAAACGACACAUCAGGCCAGUAUCUUAUAAGAUAAGCCAGACUGAUACUUCUGUGAGUAAGCUUUAGACAACCAGAGGUGUGAUGCAUAUCCUACAAGAAAGCUAAAUCAUACGGGCAGGAGGAAAGUGCCUGAAACUCAGAGGACGCAAUAUUAAUGCUACCUUGCUGUAGAUCAGGAGGUGCCAUGCUCAUCUCUUCAUCAAACACUAUCGCAUGCCAAAUGUACCGCAGUGUUGUCAUUGUGUUGUGUUUUGAUCGCACACUAAAGUGAACCUCUGUGUAUUUGCAUUCCUUGUUGUUUUUUUAGGACGAUGCUCUAGUUUUUUUAUGUCAAUUAUGCCAAUGUGUCUGUUUUUGUGUUUCUUCUGUAAAGAUGAACCAUCACUGUUCUUCAUGAUAAAGGGAGUUGCAAUACAGGUUUUACAGAAAACACUGUUUUAAUUCUGCAUCGCACAAGUUAGAGCUGAGGAUCCUGGGGUCCAGCUGGACAUUUAUUUAUUUUUGUUAGCAUGUAAAUGUAUAUUUCUUCUUGUUGCAGAGGAACAGUUUUAUUUGAGUUGCAGAGGUUUCAGUAAGACUAUAAACAUUUAGUUGAUCAAUUGCUAGCUAUUGACCUACUAACAUGUGCUGGUCUACUCCUCAGGUACUGUGGCCAAGCAGCGUGUCGUAUUUUCCAUUGAAACCACUGAAGUGACCUGCUGGCUCUGUCUCUUAUACUGCUAUUGGGCAUCGUUAGGGGCAGGGGGUGCACAUCCCUGGCAAGGGGCUUACAUUGGAGAACCUCCUACAUUGUAAGAAAGGUCCACUUGUGAUCAUGGAGGUCAUGGUCUGUCUGUAUUUGGAACUGAGCUACUGGAGGUGCCCUGGACGGGUUGGGGAGGGGCAGGGAGGAAGGCAGUGUAUUUGGAAUCCUUUCUGAGUCCAGUACAGCUGUAAGAACGUUACAUCGUGGAGGACCAGGGAGGGAUUGUAAGCAGCCUAAGUGUCUGGUUUGCUUGGCUGUACCAUUUGUUAUUAACCCUUUGAUUUCCAGCAGUGCAUGCCUAGUUACAUUGUAAAACUCAAAAGUUUCCAAAGUUUGACCAAAGUUUCCCUCCACCCCCCAGUACUGAUAUGUGAUAUUUUCAUUCAAGAGGUCUGGCAUUAUUAAUUAGAAACUGUAAAAAAGAUAUAUGGAACAGUUUAAUGUAAUUUCUGCAUUUGUGUUCUAUUAAUCA
Molecule: messenger RNA, 3293 nt
Organism: Acipenser ruthenus (sterlet)
Lineage: Eukaryota; Metazoa; Chordata; Actinopteri; Acipenseriformes; Acipenseridae
Product: proton-coupled amino acid transporter 1-like
Exons: 12
Coding region: 306-1718 (470 amino acids)
Biological process (GO): proton transmembrane transport; L-alanine transport; glycine transport
Cellular component (GO): vacuolar membrane
Molecular function (GO): glycine transmembrane transporter activity; L-proline transmembrane transporter activity; amino acid:proton symporter activity
Source: RefSeq, a predicted model, not a curated record